Molecule: messenger RNA, 2699 nt
Organism: Ectocarpus siliculosus
Lineage: Eukaryota; Phaeophyceae; Ectocarpales; Ectocarpaceae
Source: the annotation of a GenBank genome assembly
UCAGCUCCUGUCCACACCCUCUCAACCGUCUGCUCCACAGCACAACAGCAGCAGUACAGCAGUCGGGAACUACCACCUGCACACUACCAUGUCUUCUGCUGCGGUUGCUAUGCUGGCUGACCCGACUGUCCAGAUCGCUCUGGCGUGCCUGGUGGUGUCUCUCUUCGUUGUGCUGCAGUCGGUCAAAAAGUCCAAGGACGAGCAGACGGUAUACCCGGUCAUCGCCGGGAUGGCCAUCGGCAACCCGCAGUACCGCUGCACGCAGAACGAGGCCCUCGCCGUCGCCUCCAAGUGCCCGGGCCUCGAGUCCAUCAAGCCCGUUCUCGAGCGCAUCUACGGCAACUCGCGCAUCGGCAGCCGCUACUUCGCCGUGCCGGACUUCACCCCCGGCAGGGCGGCCAAGGGCGACCCCCUCUUCUACCCGGCCGACGGCAGCUACCAGGUGCCCGUGGACGUCCGGCUGGACAAGUUCAAGGAGAAGGCCGUCCCGCUGGUGUCCGACGUCGCCCGCCGCGCCAUCAAGGAGGCCGGCCUGAACGUCGAGGACAUCUCCAAGCUCGUCGUGGUCUCCUCCACCGGAUUCCUCGGCCCCGGCCUCGACUGCGAGCUGAUCAAGAACCUCGGCCUGACCCGCUCCGUCGACCGCACCCUCAUCGGGUUCAUGGGCUGCGCCGCCGCCAUGAACGGUUUCCGUAACGCGAACGACUACGUCACCGCCAACCCCGGAAAGUACGCGCUGAUGAUCUGCGUCGAGCUUUCCUCGGUGCACACGACCUUUGACGACAACAUCAACGACGCGAUCUUGCACGCUAUCUUCGCCGACGGAUGCGCCGCUGCCGUGCUCAAGGGAGCCAGGAAGUCGGAGUGCCCCAAGGGAACCCUCGCUAUCGUCGACAACCACGCGUGGCUCAUGGAGGGAACCGAGGACGGAAUCACCCUUGCUAUCAAGCCAAACGGCAUCACCUGCACCCUGUCCAAGUUCCUGCCCCAGUACAUCGCCAAGAACAUCGCCUUCUUCGCGGACGGCUUCCUCAAGAAGCACAAGCUCGGACGCGACGACGUUGACUUCUGGUGCGUGCACCCCGGAGGCCGACGUAUCAUCGAGGAGGCGCAGAACGGCCUUGGCCUCUCGGAGGAGCAGACCGCGGACUCGUGGGCGGUGCUCGGGGAGUACGGAAACAUGCUCUCGCCCUCCGUUAUGUUCGUUCUGUCUAGGGUUUUCAAGCGCCACAACGCCGCGCUCGCACAGGGCAAGCCCGGCUACCAGACGGGUAUGGCGUUCUCCUUCUCGCCGGGUGUCGGGGCAGAGGGCAUCCUUCUCAGGCAGAUCUAGAUUCGCCCGGCGGCGCUUGGCUGACGGACCAAGGCGAGGGGUGGGGCGUGGAAACUAGGCGGCGGUGCGUCGGCCCUGUCGGUGGGAGAGAACCGGCGGGGUUUUUGUUGUUUGGGGGGCGCGCGGUACAGAACGAGGUGUUGUCGUGCAUCAGCUCGCGCGCGUUCAGGGCGUAGGGAGCUCGAUAUCGGGAGCGGGAGGGGCGGCGGCGGCGGCGGCAGCUUAUAACCGCGUCUCCGCUAGACUGGGCCUCGGCCAUCCGCUUGUGUUGGAUUUUAUCGUUGUCGGGGGGUGGGUGGUGUUUUCUUUCUUCACAACUGCCGAGAGCUAUCACGCCAUUUUGCUUCCGCAUCUGCUAGGAAAUCCCGUCACACGUGUAUACAGACGGAAUACUUUCGGCUCUUUUUCUCGAUAUAAUGCCGGGGGGCCGUGAAAGUGGUACAUCCGCCAUGUACCACGUGGGGCUACAAUGCCGUAUCUCUUCACAAGCAAAGGACAAAUGCGUCGGCGCACAUGCCACUUGUUGCUUUAGUGGCCAAGGCGCACGUGUUGCCAAAACGCUCAGCCAUAUACUGCUGUAGUAGGUUCAGGAAAAUGUUGGAAGUAAUUUUUGGUGUUGUGUUUUGUUGUGUUGACUCGUUACGCAAGUGGUGCGGGGUGAGGGUUGGGCGAGAGGGACUAGGCCAGACACUGGCCCCGUUUGUUGAGUUGUCCGUUCGUGUACGCUUUUCUUGUCUGCUCCCUGUCGGGUGUGCUCCUAGUUUCAGCGGUGCCGCAGCUGUGCCCCGGCAAACGCGGUUGCGGCAUGUCCCAGAACAUGUCGAUUAUGGGGUGCUGUGGGCGUCUGUGUAUAAUCCCGACCCUGGCCAUGCCAGUUGGGUGUCGCUGUGUAUCAAACUGUCACCCCUGUCGGUCGGCGUCCACGCUGGUGUGGUUGUUGUUGCUUGCGCCACGCAUCAAGUCAUUCGCCAAGCGAAGCGCCCCGCCUGGUGGCAUCCAUUCCAUCUCCUCUCGGGAAGAGAAAAAAUCUCCCGGAACGACAGAGGAGAACCUUGUGUAACUGCUGUGGCCGCUGUUCGUCGGGUGCGUCUUGGCUUUUUCGGUGUUGUUCUGGACGGAUGUGUGUUGUCCUUGUUUCAUGCUGCUUCCUGCGGCGGCGGUGUUGGAUCACCACCUGAUUGAGUGCAGGUCUCCGCUGGAGAUGGUACGGAAUCUCGCGCAGGAUGACUGCUGUGGUGUGCGAUGGGUGUGUGUACUGAGAGCGGUUGUUGUAUCGCGGGGGGAAGAGAAAUACUGGUUUGUACCCUGACUUUGCGGAACGCACAACCUGUGCUUUGUUCAUGAUGAGAUAACUUUUUCACACUCG